Messenger RNA from Magnusiomyces paraingens, 2562 nucleotides. RefSeq lists its product as uncharacterized. NCBI's taxonomy places the organism in Eukaryota, Fungi, Ascomycota, Dipodascomycetes, Dipodascales, Dipodascaceae. Gene Ontology annotation, molecular function: RNA polymerase II cis-regulatory region sequence-specific DNA binding; DNA-binding transcription factor activity, RNA polymerase II-specific. Gene Ontology annotation, biological process: regulation of transcription by RNA polymerase II. Bases 1 to 2562 code for a protein of 853 amino acids. Gene Ontology annotation, cellular component: nucleus. The transcript has a single exon. The record is from RefSeq and is a predicted model, not a curated record.
AUGGAAGCUGAACCUUAUCAAAACGGCUACCAAAACAGCACCAUAUCAACUACCACUCCUAACGGUAUUGGUGGUCCCACUAUUCUGGUCCAGAUGCUUCCCUUAAUUCCUCCACAAAGUCAGGAUGAAGAUGAAGAUACAAUUUCAGAAGAUUCAUUUUCUUCAGUUCCCGGUGGUAACUUUUCAGAUGAAGAAGAUUCAAAUAAUCCAGUAAAUAAGCCUGCUCUGUGCAAAUGGACCGGCUGUAACAGAACUCUCCCCUCUCUUCAUGCGCUAGUCAUUCACCUCCAAGAAGACCAUUUUGGCCUUCGUCGGGCUAAAUAUUCCUGUGAAUGGGAAAAUUGCUCACGCAAGGGAAUCCUUCAACCAUCUAGGUUUGCUCUAGUAUCUCAUAUGCGCUCUCAUACUGGGGAAAAACCCUUCUAUUGCACAGUCCCGGAGUGUGAUCGUAACUUUACACGUUCUGACGCGCUUGCAAAACACCUUCGCACAGUCCAUGAAACAGAACACUUUCGACCUUCUGCUGCAGAUCCUCACGUCCAUUCUGACUCGAAACCUUUACUUGACGCUACUCCACAUUUCCCUAAACUCAUUGCUGAAUGGAUUCACUUGGGUCCAGACGCGUCAUCAUCUGCUACAAGUUCUUCUUCAUCAUCAUCAUCUUCUUCUGCCCAACAAAAACAACAAAGUUCUACUAGCCCCAAAAUAAUCCAUUGGCCUCCUGAAGGCACUUCAGCACAACCCCCUGCCUUAAAUGAACUUUACAUGAAAAUCAAAAAUAUGAAUGGCUCCGACCGUCUUUCAACCCUUCUCACAACUCCCAUGAGCCCAGCCCUUUUACAAGUCGAGGGUCGCGGGGGUCUUGACCGGUUUUGGGCUGAAAACGAUAUUGAUAGAGAUUUAUUUGGAAAGUCCACAGCCGAUAUGCUAACCAGAGAAGAAGCACUCGGCACUCCUACUCCAGCCACAGCUGCACCCCCACCAAAUAAACGUCGUAAGAAGGAUGACCAAACAACAACAGCAACAACAACUAAUUCCCAAGAUCAGCAAUUACAAUUGCAUCAGAAUCAACAAAAAACUCAAAAUGAAGAAAACUCUACAAGGCCUACAGUGGCAAAAUGGAAACAAACUUUUGAUAUCCUCAAGCGCCGAUUGGUAUGGACUUUACAACAUGAAAAUGAACUUGAAAAGGAAUACAGAGAACUUCAGUAUCUCAAGUAUCGCACAUGGAUCGAGGUUCAAAACCUGACAGACAAGACCCUGGCCAAAGCUAUCGGGACCGAGGAUAUCAAUGAGCUUAUGCUAUGGCCUGAAAAUCACAUCUCUGGCAAUCUACGUCCGGAACUCGAGGGAGAAGAUGUUUUAAAAAUGACAUUUGAUCCAGCCUCACUGCUUCAUCCAAGCGCCCGCAUUUUCCCUCAGAUUGAAAAACCAAGUGUUUUAAAAACAAGAUCUGGCAAGUCCCGUUCAUUAACCCAUGAAGACGGUGAAGAGUAUGAAAAUGAAGAUGCCCAUGGCCUGAAUGAAGAAGAAGAAGAAGAAGAAGAAGAUUUUGAUGACAUUGACCUGGAUAGCCACUACCUUGAUGAUGAUGACAGUUUGCUUGGAUCUGGCAAGCUGAUGGAGGAUAUGGUUCCAGGAACAUUUUUACAGGAGGCUGCGGCAGCUGCAGCUGCAGCUGCCGCUGCUGCCACUGCAGUACCAACCCCACCUGCCACCAAAAGAAAACGUGCUGCUCCUGGCAAGGGCAAAGCGCAGGCCGAUCCCAAUGCAUCUAAAAAGCCCCGCGCCAAACCUGGACCUAAACCAAGGAACUCUGCAACUGCUUCGGGCGCACCCGCACCCGCAACCAAAAGCCGUAAGCGAGCAGUUGUACCUAAGACGGAAGACGGUGCGGCAAAGCCCAAAGCAAAGUCGCGUGGGGCUAAGGCUGCAACACCGACAGGAACUGCAACACCACUUGAUAACACAAAUGAGCCUCCCAAGACUACUACCCGCAGAGCCAAAGCAAAGGCAGCUACACCAUCACGUAUCAAAUCACAGUCUCCAGCUCCUGGUGCAUCCAGUAUUACCAAACGAUCAAAGGGAGGGCGUAAGUCUAAUGCGACCAAGGCGGCAGAGGCAGCUGCUGCGGCCGCAGCAAUUGGCGCAGAAGCUAAAGCCAAGGCUGAUGCCGCUGUAGCAGCUGCAGAAGCAGCAGGGAUUAAGCUUGAGGAUGAUGAUGAUGAUAAUGACGAUGAUAAUGAUGAUGAUAACGAUGAUAACGAUAACGACUUUGAUGGAGAAGAUAAUUCUUUUAUGCAUUUUAACGGAGAUACUAGUAAGACUGAUGACAGUGCUACUGAUGCUGACGCCGUCGCCGCUGCUGCUGCUGCUGCUGCUGCUGCUGCUGCCAGCCGUGCCUCGUUGGAAGAAAGCUAUCGCAGUGAGCAAGGUGAUCUGGAUGUUCUUGUUGAUGAUGACAUAGAUGAUGUUGAUGAUGACGUGAAUGAUUCUCCAGUGUCAUCCCCGGUGGCUUCUAGCUAUGCUCAUCAACCGGUAGGCUUUGGGACCGGUCUGUAA